Molecule: messenger RNA, 456 nt
Organism: Limulus polyphemus (Atlantic horseshoe crab)
Lineage: Eukaryota; Metazoa; Arthropoda; Merostomata; Xiphosura; Limulidae
Product: palladin-like
Exons: 4
Coding region: 1-456 (151 amino acids)
Source: RefSeq, a predicted model, not a curated record
AUGGCUGUACAAAUUGGAGAAAACCCCCUCCAAGCACCAAAAUGUGUUCACAGAUUACAUCCCACUCAACUCGUAGAGGGAGAACCUGGAAAGCUGGAAACCAAAGUUCUUGGAGUUCCCAAACCUGAUAUUUCUUGGUUGAAAGAUGGAGAAGAAAUUCAACCUAGUAACCAUGUGAAGAUGAUUGAGAAACCAGAUGGCACAGUUGCACUGCUUUUAGAGAAGGUCACACCAGAAGAUGCUGGAAAAUAUACUUUUGUGGCCAGAAAUGACAAGGGAGAAGUCAGAGAUGAUGCUGAUGUAUCCACUGUUCCACCUAGUACAAAAGAUGAAAAACCAUUAGCUAAGAAACCAGAAUUUGAACACCAGAUAAGGCCAACACUACUAACUGAGGAAAAACCUGGAAAGUUAGAAGUUGUUGUCAGUGGUGAACCUAAACCAGAAGUUCAGUGGUAG